AUGAAAGAGUUGGGAGAACUGAGAUAUUUUUUAGGAAUAGAAUUUUCUAGAUCAAAAGAUGGGAUUCCCAUGGCACAGAGAAAAUAUGCCUUAGAGUUGAUUGCUGAGUCUGGAUUAGCAGGAUCCAGACCCAAAGAAACACCCAUGGAACAAAAUCUCAAACUAACAAGUGUAGAGUUUGACAAAACUUUAAAUGUUGAAAAUUCGGAGGAUGACAAAAACUUGAAUGAUUCUCCAGUAGAUGAAGUAAUGGAGGACAGAGGGAGAUAUCAAAGGCUAAUUGGAAAGUUGUUGUACCUAACCAUUACUAGACCUGAUAUUUCAUAUGCAGUUCAGAGUCUAAGUCAAUUUAUGCAAUCUCCAAAAAAUUCACAUUAUGAGGCUGCCUUGAAUGUUGUUAAGUAUAUCAAGAAACAACCUGGUUUGGGAUUGUUGAUGUCAAGUGGAAGUGCAGAACAAGUUGCCUCAUUUUGUGAUUCAGAUUGGGCAUCUUGCCCCAUGUCUAGAAAGUCUGUAACAUGA
Molecule: messenger RNA, 522 nt
Organism: Lycium ferocissimum
Lineage: Eukaryota; Viridiplantae; Streptophyta; Magnoliopsida; Solanales; Solanaceae
Exons: 1
Coding region: 1-522 (173 amino acids)
Source: RefSeq, a predicted model, not a curated record